AUGAGACUAAUGUCACCUAAGAUACGUAUCAUCUUCUACGUGGCAGUACUCUUGCCGUUGGUGUGUGCAAAGUCAAAGCCUGCGCUUAAACCAAAGGACCUGUCUCCGGAUGAUUUAAAAAACGUGUUUUUUAGCAACCCUAAUAAUGGUCACAAUGGGAAACACAGGAAACAUUUACCCGUGACGAAGAAGAUAUUCGCCUCAACAGGAACACGCCGAGAGCACUAUAAUGGAAUGGACCCGUACGGCAAUGGCGGGCACUAUCACGUGAUGGACCCCUCCUAUGGAACCAAAUCAGGGGCAGUGCACUUCAUGGGACCCAAAUACGGGCAUUUCCACGGCAUCGGGGGCCACAUUGGUGGAAGACAUUUUCCGAUGGGCGAGCAUCACCAGUGGGGGACAGGGCAGCACCUACAUGUUAUGGAUCCAUCAUAUGGUGGAAUGGGCCCUGAUAGUAUGGUCCAUUUUCCAAUGGCAGUCCCUCCGGGCUCUAUCGCUCACGUAAAUCACGUCCCAGCACCCAUUAAUAUGGGAGUGAAUUUAGGCGGACCUGGGUUUCAUCUGGAGAGCCCUGUGGAAGGAUUCUCCCCACCCGAUAUGGUCCCAAUGCCGGGUCCACCAAGGCCCGUUCCAAUCCCUUUUCCGGUACCAGUGAACCACCCCCCUCGGGUCGAGCACGUCCCCUUUCCAGUCCCUGUGGAGGGACCUCCCAGAAUCCAUCCCGUCAUUGUUCCUUUCCAUACUCCCCCACGUGUUGAGCACGUGCCAUUCCCCAUACCAGUCCACUCCCCGCCACAAAUCGAAAAAGUGCCGAUACCUUUUCCAUACCCCGUGCCCUCCCCCCCUCAGAUAAAGCCCAUGCCCUACCCGGUCCCAGUCCCCGUGCGUCAGCCACCGAUGAUCCAGAGGUUCUACUACCCCGUCCCAGUCUCUAGACCGGGUCAGAUUCAUCACAUCCCUUACCCUAUCUACAUUCGGGGCCCUGCUGAAGUCAGACAUGUCCCUUACCCUGUCCCUAUACGUUCCCCUCCUGAGCAAGUCCCGGUUCCCGUCCCCUCCCCUCCUGAGAUCUUUUUUCAGCGCGUCCCGUACCCUGUACCGGUGCCAAGCGUAGAAAGAGUACACACUCACUCACGUCACUUUUACUUCCCAGCAAAGACAAGCGGUCAAUGUAAUGUCAAUCCGUGUAUCAAUGGCGGGUCUUGUACCGCUAUGAUAGACACAUACAGAUGCCACUGCCCUCCUGGAUACCACGGCACACACUGCGAAGAGCAGAGUUUGUGCCACGUGAAUCCCUGUAAAAACUUCGGGGUGUGUUCUGAAGUGGAGAAGGACUACGAAUGCUCCUGCCAGAGAGGAUACAAAGGAAAGAACUGCGAACAUUCCGACCCGUGCUACCCCUCCCCCUGUAAAAAUGCUGGCACGUGCGUGGAAGUGGGCGACUCUUACCAGUGUUCGUGUCACGUGGGUUGGAUUGGAAAGGACUGUGGCACGGAGUCGAAAUGUCUUCCUAUCAACCCCUGCCAAAACGGAGGGACGUGUUCUGAGAGCCUGGGCACUUAUCGGUGUAACUGCAUGAGUGGCUGGCAGGGGCUCAGCUGUGAGGUUUCAGCUCCAGAUACAAGCGCAGUUGGCUGUGGUUCCUGUCAUCCUAACGCAUAUUGUAUGAUGGACAAAUGUGUAUGUAACCCUGGUUACAUCGGCGAUGGCAUCACGUGUGACGUAACAGGUCACGAAGACGAGAAAAGGGUUCUACACCGCGGAUUUAUGAAGAAUAAAAAAAGCAAGAUGACAAAAGUGCAUUAAAAGAGCAGGACUCGGAAAGUCGGAAAGAGGAACAGGAUUGAGUAUCAACACAAAGAAAAUGUACGACUUGCAAAUUUAGUGGUGGUAAAGACAUCAAAGUCUCUAA
Molecule: messenger RNA, 1912 nt
Organism: Nematostella vectensis (starlet sea anemone)
Lineage: Eukaryota; Metazoa; Cnidaria; Anthozoa; Actiniaria; Edwardsiidae
Exons: 9
Coding region: 1-1806 (601 amino acids)
Biological process (GO): establishment or maintenance of epithelial cell apical/basal polarity; heterophilic cell-cell adhesion
Cellular component (GO): plasma membrane; protein-containing complex
Molecular function (GO): calcium ion binding
Source: RefSeq, a predicted model, not a curated record